GUGCACAACUGAUAAGUUACGAUAUAUCUACUUUUUUCUUGCAGACUUGUUGUCACUUGAACAUUUCUCAUGUUUAGCGUGGUAGCAGCAUUUCUCCCAUUUUCUAUGCACACCGUCAUACAGGCUGAGUGCUCUUCUGCAAUCCCAAUGCUGAUUCUGGAAUAUCAGAGAAAAAUCGCGGCCGCUGCCACGGAUUCUACAAUCGAGAGCAAAAUGCUGUGAUAGGAGUAUGCAUUAGGAUAGCAAUGGUUGGGAGAGGAGAUAUCGCCGCGGGCUAUAAUAGAGUCAUAUAAUGCAUCCCAACAGACUUCCCAGGGAGCAUGUAUCUUGGGCCGAUACCACGAUUCUAAGAACCGAUUUCAAAAUAAACCACUGGAUGGCGGCCACCCGCUCGAAGCGAGAUGUAACAGCCUAAGGGAGCUUCAAUAAAAUGGCCUUCCUGCGGUAUUCACUGGGGAUGUCAUCAAGCACUGGAACGGACGCAGUGAUGGUGGGAAGUGCCGCUAGAUAGGUCCUCGUAGAUCCGUGAGGUCAUGUCCAGGCUGUUGACAUAAGGACAACAGAAUGUAAGAAGGCGAGAAGCUCUUUGUAUUUCGUAGAGUCCACCAUAGGACACAACGCCCCUGAAAGACCGUAAAUGGAUUUUCUUAAAAAUAAAAAUAGAAAAAAAGACGAAAAUCCUUGUCCUCAUCCUCGUAUUUUGGAUGUAUCGGAAUUCAGUAAAUUGGCAUGACUGUACAAUUUGAGAU
This is a messenger RNA of Serpula lacrymans var. lacrymans S7.9, 749 nucleotides long. RefSeq lists its product as uncharacterized. The transcript has a single exon. NCBI's taxonomy places the organism in Eukaryota, Fungi, Basidiomycota, Agaricomycetes, Boletales, Serpulaceae. The record is from RefSeq and is a predicted model, not a curated record. The coding region runs from base 70 to 222 and encodes 50 amino acids.